Amphimedon queenslandica is the source of this 2891-nucleotide messenger RNA. RefSeq lists its product as uncharacterized. The transcript has 13 exons. Gene Ontology annotation, molecular function: phosphatidylinositol binding; protein binding. The record is from RefSeq and is a predicted model, not a curated record. Lineage: Eukaryota; Metazoa; Porifera; Demospongiae; Haplosclerida; Niphatidae. Gene Ontology annotation, biological process: endosomal transport; plasma membrane tubulation; endocytosis. The coding region runs from base 59 to 2782 and encodes 907 amino acids. Gene Ontology annotation, cellular component: plasma membrane; cytoplasmic vesicle.
CCCAUUCAAUUACACAAGCUAGCUUGGUAUACAGAAGCGUCUCUUUUUAAAGAAGAGGAUGUCUUUUCCUUUGAAAGCCAUUGCCCUGUACAGCUUUCAAUCAUCAGCUCCGGUCGAGCUACAGCUACAGAAAGGUGACAUUGUCACGGUUCGUAAUCUCAAUGUCGGUGAUGGCUGGUCGGAAGGUGAGCUGGACGGCAAGAGAGGAUUGUUUCCAAAAGCUUACGUCAAAUUACUGGAGGAAGAACACACCGAUGAUCAACCUGGUUCUCCUAUUCACAAAGCUCCUUCUCCUUCCAUCCCAAGUCAUGUCGCUUCUUCUAUUCAGACUCCUUCUUCCCCUCUACUGACACCUCUCACUCCGAAAUCUAGUAAGAAGAUCUUUAUGGAGACGCUCUUGAUGCCAACUCCAAAUACAAUUGAUUCUAUCUUUGACGAGGAGAAAGCUCUCGAGCUUUUUGCGUCUGACCACAAAGAUAUCAAAAUAUCAGCAGGGCCAAGAUGGAAUACUAAGCCGCCAUCUUUAACUAUAACUGUUUCUGAUGAUGUAGUCCAGGGAAGGUCUAGUGGUGUACGUACGCCAAAAUUGUAUCAUGUUCGGACAAAAGAAUUAAAAGUGACUGUACAAAGAAAGUAUAAGCACUUUUUAUGGCUAUACGACCAGCUGGCUGAAAAAAUACCCUGUGUAUCUUUACCACCAUUGCCAAUAAAACAUGGAAUGCCACCAGAUAUUGAUGAUGAUUUCAAGGAGAGCAGGCGGCGGGGCUUAGAAAGAUUCCUGAACAGGGUAGCCAAGCAUCCUAUUCUUGGUUCUACAAAGAUCCUUCAAGUGUUUUUAAUGGCGACAGAUGAAAAGGAGUGGAGGAUUGGAGGUACUGGUAAACACACUAGUUUCAUCAAAACGUCAGGUGGAAAAAACAAAAAGAACUUCUUCUCCGCUCCAAUUUAUCACUCAGUCCAUUAUCCUCCGUACAAUGUUCCCAUCAGCCAGCUCCAGGCAUUUGACAAGUUUUCAAAAUUUAGUGAAAAUCUCGAGGGAAAUGUGAGCGCUUUGACGCGUAGCUGUGAGCUGCUACGGACUUCUCACGGACAAAUGUGCAGACAUUUGCGGAGUUUAGGCAAGGACUUGCAGCUGAUGUCAAAAGGCUGUGAAAACACAGCUACCACUAGCAUAUCUGGACGACACAUUCGUAAGGCAUCUCAAGGUAUAUCACUACCCAGUAACCAGUUACCAGUGGGAGCCACGAUAUCGCUAACAGCUGCAGCUUCUUUUGAUAUUGUAUCUGAGGAUGAGGAAGACACUGAUGAUGUCACUGAUUCUGUCGGUGACUGGAAUUGGAGGGAAGAUGAAAAGUUUUCCAAGUUGAUGAUGGAGUUGCAUGACAUUGGCUCUAAAAUGAGGAGAUUGGCUAGCCUACACUUGAAGCACCAGGAAAGACUUGACGUUGAAGUGAUUGAAGAUUUAGAAGAGUAUUCCUCCAUCAUCCAUACACUCCCAGUACUUAUUAAGAUGCAUGAGGAAGCAAUGGCAUCUUUUAAUGAAUGCAAACAGAAGGCAUCGAAGAAGGAUGCUGAAUCCAUGAGACAAGAUUGUGAGACGCUAAACAACAUAUUGCUCUCUGAGCUGGACUACUUUAGCACUGUAAUGGUCGAAGACUUUCAAUCAGUGUUAUUGAAGCUGCUGAAAGAACAAGCGGAAUACCAUAAAAACCUUGCAUCUGAGUGGGAGAGCCUUCAUGAUAGUUUUUAUGAAAAGCGCCCAGUGAGAAAAGCCACAGUAAAGAGAAGUGUCACAAUGCCUGGAACCAAACCAGAAAAUCAUAAUCUUUCCAGCAUUGAGCAAGAUCAGUCAUUAAGACCAUCCAGUAUUGACAGGAAGAACCUUAGUAAUGGAGUACGACCUGAAGACUCUGUUCAUAAUGAGAGUAGCAGAGAUACCAAUCCUACUUAUGAAAACUGGCCAGUCAGUGGAGUUGCUGCUGCUGCUAAUAAGCCAACACACAAGCCAUUGCCUCCUCCUCCUCCUAUAGCUCAAAGACAUAAGAUCAGUUCUAGUCCUGAGGACUCCAUUACUUAUGGACAUCAGACAGACUCUUUCAUCCUCCCAAACUUGCAUCAGUCACAGUUCAUACCACCAGGACCAGCUGUAGGUAAAGUAUCACCAGCCCAUCCUCCUAUACACAAGCCAAUGCUGCCACCAGAUAAACCAGCAGCAGGUAAAAAGGAAAAGACAUCAUCUACUGAUACUAGCAGUAGCGAGGAAAAUAAGGAAUAUAAUAGUCGUCAAGUAGACUUUCCUGUUGCAGAACCUAGUGAUCAGAAAUCAAUCGAAUCCUCGACUGAAGAUGCCAAAUCACCUGCUACAGCAUCAAGCACCUACUCACCUAGAAUGCACACGAAACUAGCAAAGAUGACUAAAAUACCUCUGACAAAGCAGCAACAGUCAUCACCUGAAAGAAAACCAGGACCAAGUAGAUCAUUCUCUCAAAGAACAACUUCUCCUACUUACCACCACCACCAAUCUUCGACAAAGACGCUACCACCCAAACAACAAAGUGUCCAAGGGGAUGAAAGUGGAACCGAGUUAUUAAGAAAACUCCAAGAGAGACGUCAAAAGCUGGAGAGACAGCUAAGCAGCAGCGACGUGAAUGAUGAUAAUAGAGAUUCGUCUACUUCUUCAAGUGGGGAAGGUGUGCUAAGAUGGACUGGCAGCAAAGAAAUGGAAUCAACCAAUUUGUCUAAAUUUGGUAUUGUUGAAGAAGGAGGGACGUUUGUAGUAUAGUCUAGUUAGCUAUUAUACUUAUUAUAUUUUUUGAAAUCAUCUCUUUAUUAAAUAUUAUCAUGCUGUUUUCAAUGUUUUGUGUGUUGAGCUAAUACAAUUCUUGUGUAUG